UUUAGUGGAGUCUCAACUGUCCUCUUGCCAGCAACUCCAGCUGCUGAUCACAAUUCAGUACGAGAAUAGCUUCGGAAGCGCAUUGAGAUUGUCUUGAGAAAAUCGAUAACCCCUGAACCUUGUGGGUUAAACCUAUAAGAACAAGUGCAAAAGAUUUUUCUUGCAACAUGUGAAGUGCUUUUCUUCCCCAAAUUGAAUCACUUCGAUAAACAACACGUCUUAUCAUUAGCUAAAUUACUUGGCAAAACAUUGAUGUGGUGUGAGGGGGGCCCUUAAUUGACGGUGUGUGCUGUUGCAGGAGCCUCUCUUGGUCACAAUGAAGGACUUAUGGGCAGCAAGGGGCCUUCUCGGAUGGUGCCUUAUUAUAUCAGCCUUGCCCCUCUCCCUGGCCCUAACCCCUCGAGCUACGGAUCUCGAUGUGCCCAAGAAAUGCAACUUGGAGCGGGUCUUCAAACGAAUCGGCUACAAUUGCGCCAAAUUGGACUUGAAGGAGAUCCCGCAAAAUCUCAAGGGAUCAAUGGAGAUUCUCGAUGCUUCCUAUAAUCGGAUCAGAGAUCUCAGUCCAGCAUCUUUUGGGCGAUACACCGAUCUGCAGUACUUGUAUCUGGCCGACAAUAUGAUUCAAACCAUUGAACCGGGGACAUUUUCAAUUCUUCAGCAUUUAGAGGCCGUCGAUCUCUCCUACAACGCCCUAACAACAAUCCCUGUGGAACUCUUUAGUCUUCCACUCUUGAGAAAUCUCUACAUCUACAGCAACAACCUCAAUGACCUACCAAUGGAUCUUCAAGCAGUGGAGAAGCCCAUUAAAGCACCUCUGCAACUAAUAAACAUUGCCGAUUGUAGGCUAAACUUCGUUCCAGACUUUGGCAUACUUCCAGAUCUCUGGCAUCUGAACGUGUCCUCGAAUCCUCUCCAGCAGAUCCAGGCACAGCAAUUCUCUUCGCUGUGCAACUUAAAAACCGUAGAUUUAAACAAUACCAAAAUGAGCCCUUGUGCAUGUCAACAGAUGUCCUUCUACAUGCGCAAGAGAUCCAUCGCCAUUAAGAAUGGCAUGUCCAACUGUGAUAGUUCAGCUGAGGAAUUGAUCUACUGUCCAGACAUGGGGAAUUCCACGCGGGAAACUGCUGAAUUCGAUGAAUGUAAUGCUAUCCGGGAGACCAAAGUGCUGAAUGAGAAAGCCACGUCAACAUGGAUGAUUGUGGCCCUCUCCAUCAUCGGAUGCUUGGGACUCUUCGUGGUCCUGCUGUACAUGUGCCACCGGAGGAAUGAGAAGGGUUCCAAGAAGAGCCAUAAAAUCUCUCUGACCGACGAGAAACCGUCAGAAGAGAAUGGGAAUCGGGACACUCUCCUGAGUUAUGAGAAAACUUGAGGGGUCCACGCAGGGCCAGAGACUGAUCCGGAGGAGUGUACAAAGAUGAAUAAAUUAACCAGAAUUUAGGUUUUAUUGA
This is a messenger RNA of Phlebotomus papatasi, 1448 nucleotides long. RefSeq names its product toll-like receptor 3. The record is from RefSeq and is a predicted model, not a curated record. The coding region runs from base 317 to 1369 and encodes 350 amino acids. The transcript is spliced from 6 exons. Gene Ontology annotation, molecular function: protein binding. NCBI's taxonomy places the organism in Eukaryota, Metazoa, Arthropoda, Insecta, Diptera, Psychodidae.